AUCUCCCUCACCUCUCAUCCAUAUCCCUUUAAGUAUGGAAUCCAAUUCAGCUCCCAAAGUCCCCUCAACCCUCUACACACCCCGCCUAACCCUAAUCCUCUUCUCACGCUCCAACCCCGCACAUUACGCCUGCAUGCUAUCCUGCCUCAACAACGCGACCGCCUGGUCCCAAAUGGGCGACUAUGGAAUCCGCACAAAAGAGCAAUUGGAUGCAUUGCAUGACGCUACACGCAUCACAUCUCCUAUUAAACUCGACCGCGAGUUGAUCUACCUCAUUUCCCUCACUUCGCACCCCGAGGAGUUGGUAGGCGCAGUGACACUGGCUCAGAGGUCUAGAGAGAUAUAUCCAGACAUUGGAUGGGCGCUCAAAGAGGAGUUUAUUGGGAAAGGGUAUGCGACGGAGGCAGCAGCUGAAUUCCUUCGCGCGCUUCGAGACGAGAUCGGGAUUCGUGACAUCUGCACAUGGCCCGAUGAGAAGAAUGUGCCGAGUAACCGCGUUGCUGAGAAAUUGGGGUUUGUGGAGGGUGGGACGGUGAGGGUCAGUGAUGAAGGUGGGAAGGAGGCUGUUGUUUGGAUUCUGCCUGGGAUGAAGGGUGUUGGGAGGGGAGGGAUUUCGAUAAGUUUUUGGGGCGAGGAUGCAGGAAAAGAGACGUGAUUUGAACUCAACGGAAGGUUUGGAUUGGCAUCUGGACGUGAAUUUAAUUUUGGGUUUGAAAUGAAAGUUUGGAGAUGAUGAGAACCCAGAAACUCCAUCUAUCCAACCCUAGCCGUCCCAUUCCCAGUCGUAGCGCCGCCCGCCUUCUGCGUAAUACCAACACCCGAUCCGCCCUCUCCAGUACCCAGUUGAACCUCAGGACCAGACUUCAGCGCACCGGCUGCGAAGUUCAGCGCCGCGUUGAAGCCAGUG
Molecule: messenger RNA, 907 nt
Organism: Hyaloscypha bicolor E
Lineage: Eukaryota; Fungi; Ascomycota; Leotiomycetes; Helotiales; Hyaloscyphaceae
Product: acyl-CoA N-acyltransferase
Exons: 1
Coding region: 35-655 (206 amino acids)
Molecular function (GO): acyltransferase activity, transferring groups other than amino-acyl groups
Source: RefSeq, a predicted model, not a curated record